UCACCUGCCCUGGGAAGUGCCUGUCGUGGUCCUGGGCUCCAGGCUGCAGCCGCCUCACCAGCACCUUCUGUGGCCCCUAGUUCCUGCGAGUCACCAAGCAGUACCUGCCUCACGUGGCGCGCCUCUGCCUGAUCAGCACCUUCCUAGAAGACGGCAUCCGCAUGUGGUUCCAGUGGAGUGAACAGCGUGACUACAUCGACACCACCUGGAGCUGUGGCUACCUGCUGGCCUCAUCCUUUGUGUUCCUCAACCUGCUUGGACAGCUGACUGGCUGCAUUCUGGUGUUGAGCAGGAACUUCGUACAGUAUGCCUGUUUCGGGCUUUUUGGAAUCAUAGCACUGCAGACGAUUGCCUACAGCAUUUUAUGGGACUUGAAGUUUUUGAUGAGGAACCUGGCCCUGGGAGGAGGUUUGUUGCUGCUUUUAGCGGAGUCCCGGUCUGAAGGGAAGAGCAUGUUCGCAGGCGUCCCCACCAUGCGUGAGAGCUCCCCCAAGCAGUACAUGCAGCUCGGAGGCAGAGUCUUACUGGUCUUGAUGUUCAUGACCCUCCUUCACUUUGAUGCCAGCUUCUUUUCUAUCAUCCAGAAUAUUGUGGGUACAGCUCUGAUGAUCUUAGUGGCCAUUGGUUUUAAAACCAAGCUGGCAGCUUUGACUCUUGUCGUCUGGCUGUUUGCUAUCAACGUGUAUUUCAACGCCUUCUGGACCAUUCCAGUCUAUAAGCCCAUGCAUGACUUCCUGAAAUACGACUUCUUCCAAACCAUGUCCGUGAUCGGAGGCCUGCUCCUGGUGGUGGCCCUGGGCCCAGGGGGCGUCUCCAUGGAUGAAAAGAAGAAAGAGUGGUAACAGACAGCUCCCUUCUCUCCCUGGUCAAGGCCCACAGUGUGUGGAGGACUGGUUCAGGGUGGAGUCACCAACUGCCAGCAUUUAUGUGUCCUUUUCCCUCCCCCUCCCUUGGUAAAGGCACCGAUGUUUUGAGAACUUUAUUUGCAGACAUUUGAAAAUUGAUGAAGUCUGCUCUGGAACCGCAGUAUGGAAGCUGAACAACUAGCUGAAUGGCCAGCCCGCCCUUAGCCCCCCCUCCCCGUCAGGCUGGCCAGCCUGCCCUUACUCCCCGCCAGGGCUUAAGAGCCAGCAGCUUGGUGGGUUGUGGCCUGUCCAUCUGGCUUUGAGUUCUUUGGGGGGGGGGGUUGAGGGCCUUCAAGCUGUACUGUGAGCAGACACAUUUGUCUAUCUUUUUUUUUCUUUUGUAAGUUUACACCCUUAGCUCAAACCUACUAAAUGAUUUUGGAUGGUCCAGCUGAACAUCAACCAUACGGCUAAACCCCUGGUUUAGAAUCUUACCAGGGGUUCCAACCUUGUUUUGGCCCCUGCAUUAGACUUUUUAGAAUCACUGAAGACAUUUAGAAAAUCCCCAGAUGCAGAGAAUGGUGCAGUAUUGGAGGGGCAACUGAGGCUGCUGGUGACAGCGAAGUGAUUGACUUCAGCUGAACACGCACCAUGUGCCAGUGGGUGGAAAACACCCUGGGAGCUUCAGUGGCUCAAGGCAGGGACUGAAUAUCUGGAGCCUGACAGUGGGGAGAGCUGGUGAGGGAGCUGCACACAGGAUGCUUGGCCCCUCAAUGGAACCAGUCUGGGAGGAGCAGCAGUCUGCGGCCUAGCAGCGACACUAGCCCCGCACUGGAGACCCAAGGCUCAACCCAGUCACCUCAACCUCAGAGCAAUGCCUGAAGCCUGCAGGCCAUGCUCCACCCCGGCUUAGCAGUGCUCCUCCAGUCCAGGCUAUGUGCUGGGCCACCCUGACACCACCUCCAAAGGCUGUUGCUUGCUCUCUGUCAUCCUGUAUGCUGAAUGCAGCCAAGGUUACUUUUUACAAUCUGUGAUGCCUUACCGAUUUGAUCUUGAUCCUGUAUUUAAAGUUUUCUAACAUUGCCUUACACUGUGUUUCUCUUUUUGGGGGGUGAGGGAAGGUGUCUCAUGUUCAUAUGAUGACAGUGAAAUGCCAUGGUUAAUCACAAUCUCUGGAUCUCUCCUAGACUUGUGGGGACAAACCCAUACAACCUGGGGGGAUAUGGUGGAGGCUUGUCCACUCCAGUAGUCUCUUAAGGGGCCAUCUCUGGGUUUCCCCUUAGUCCAGUCCACUGGCAUAGCACCCUAGAUCCACCUGCUCCAGUGAUGCCUUUCCAGCACUCUCCCUGUGUCCCAUUGAGCCUCACAGACUGCCCCAUCACACCCAUUUAGGUAAGAUGUAGUAAAGACUCUGGCCUCAAGGCCUUCCCUCAUCCUACAGAAAGGCCCGUGUGGGAUGCCGCCACAGCAAGACUGCCUCAACACACACCCUUUGGCCCUGUCGCAUGACAUGACGUGUGGAGUUGAGCCUGGGAGCAAGUGUUUGGUCAGCCCUGCCAUGCAGCAGCGGCCUGUCUAGGGGCCCACUACUCCAUCUGUUAGUCUUCAGUGGACUGCCAGGUGGGGAGAAAAAGAAACAGUCUACCCAUUGGUUUAGAAAAAUAACUGAAAAUGCUUUUUGCUUUAUGUGGGGAUAGGUAUAAAUCUCAUUUUUAUGCUGUAUUUUAUAUCUUAGUUGUGUUUGAAAAUGUUUUGAUUUUUGGAAACAUCAAAAUAAAUAAAGGCAUUUGUGGUA
This is a messenger RNA of Dipodomys ordii (Ord's kangaroo rat), 2640 nucleotides long. It is a transcript of the gene Surf4, whose product is annotated as surfeit 4. Gene Ontology annotation, cellular component: endoplasmic reticulum; membrane; endoplasmic reticulum-Golgi intermediate compartment. The record is from RefSeq and is a predicted model, not a curated record. NCBI's taxonomy places the organism in Eukaryota, Metazoa, Chordata, Mammalia, Rodentia, Heteromyidae. The transcript is spliced from 5 exons. Gene Ontology annotation, biological process: Golgi organization. The coding region runs from base 162 to 842 and encodes 226 amino acids.